CCCGAGAGAGCUAUCGAAACCCUCAACCUCGCGUACUUGUAUAUAAACCACACUGUUCCAUUCGUGAGGCCACGAGCGAGCAAACGCCAACCACGCCCUCGUCCUCUUCCCACGGUCAUCGAGACCUUCCCCACAGGAUACCCAACGUGCCGGGCAUGGGCAAUUGCCAGACGGCCGAGGUGGCGGCCGUGGUCAUCCAGCACCCAGCCGGAGGCGACGACGGGGUUGGCCGCGUCAAGGUCGAGCACGCGCACGGCACCCUCUCGGCGGCCGCCGUCAUGGCCGCGAACCCCGGCCACUACGUCGCGGCGAUCAUCCCCACUGACGCCGCGGCGGCGGCGAAGAAGCGGCGUCUGAAGCUGCUCCGGCCCGACGAUACGCUCGCGCUCGGCGGCGUCUACCGCCUCGUCAGCUUCGAAGAGGUGCUGAGGGAAUUCGUGUCCAAACGGCACGCCACGCUGAGCCACAUGGUCGUCGUCGCCACCGCUGCUACCGAUGACGAUCGCCGGCCGGAGUCGGACCGCUCGCUUGCUGACAAGCAGCAGAUAUGUUGCUGUGCUCAUGGAUGGACACUGCCAGCUGCGGCCGAACCAAAAUAGCGCGAUUAUUCAUUAUUCCCACCAAACGCGCGCGCGAGAGAGAGUCCCGCAUAAGAUAUUUACUAUGGGCGCGUUUGGUUCCCUGUGGCUUAGGCCUGAACAGGCUUGCGUAAUGCAGCCUCAUGGCAUUUGGUUGCCUGCCCAGGCACCUAAGCCAGGCUUUCUUAUGCAGUGAGGACCCUCUAGCUUGGCUCCGCCAGUACGCCGGAAUUGGGCGUACUAGCUAAGCCAGGCUUGUACAAGCCAACGGAGUCGCCUCACCACCACUGCGGCGGAGGGUCAUCUACCUCCGAGGAAGCUCUCCAGCGAGACCGUGGCACAACCACGCACGGCGGCGGAGGGGUCACCUGCAGCCCAGGAAGCUCCCCAUCACCUCAUGUGCUUCCACCACCCAACUCCUUCCCUCGCUUGCCGCGGCGGCGGGACAUCUCGGCGUAGCGUUGGUGUGGCCAGGCAGCUCGGAAGAGGAGCAACACAUGAUCGAGAAACAAAGAGGGGGAGAAGCUCAAGCUGCUUGGAUUGGAGGAAAUUCAGAAGGGGGAAAUAGCUGCGCUUUGCCUAUUGGAGAGGUGACCAAACGGAAAGAGAGAAGCAGAGACUGAGAGUCACAAGAUGCAGUGCUGGGGGCUGCUGAUUGCUAGCUUGCUUGGUAGGGGCUGCUGGUGCUAGCUUCUCGGAGGUGACGGCGAGAGCUGUUCCCGCUAGCUUGCUGCGAUGGCACCAUGCUUGGCAGCGUACAUGGCCGCACGCAUAGGAGAUCUCAGAGCUCGAUUCACCAUGUACAGGGAGGUUCAAAAGCUAUUGACAAGGAAGGGAUUCGCAUGCGGCGGAGCUCAAUUUGCCGUCGAACCUCUCCACGCCAUGUCCGGCGCGAGGAUGGGUGAGGAAGGGAGAUGGUAAGUUCACCGAUGUCCAAUACAAGAUUGUCCUACCAAUUUCUACAAGCAACCAAACACAAACUAGACUAUCCAGACUAUCAGUAGCCAUCCAAACCAAACACGGCUGAAUGUACUAGUUAAGCCUGGUGAAGUCUAGCCUGGCUUAGUUUUCUAGCCAGGCUAGAGCUGGCCAACUAACCAAACAGACGCUAUGUGCAACAACCAAGUUCCCCUUUGCCCUUUGAUACGUACACAUAGGUUGGGUUGGGGCUUGUCAGCUUAAUUAAUCAAAGGUGGUCCUUUUUCA
This is a messenger RNA of Panicum virgatum (switchgrass), 1784 nucleotides long. RefSeq lists its product as uncharacterized. The record is from RefSeq and is a predicted model, not a curated record. The transcript has 3 exons. NCBI's taxonomy places the organism in Eukaryota, Viridiplantae, Streptophyta, Magnoliopsida, Poales, Poaceae. Bases 156 to 599 code for a protein of 147 amino acids.